Messenger RNA from Haemonchus placei, 120 nucleotides. The record is from the annotation of a GenBank genome assembly. NCBI's taxonomy places the organism in Eukaryota, Metazoa, Nematoda, Chromadorea, Rhabditida, Trichostrongylidae.
AUGCGCUGCUGUCUUGGAGCCAUAAUGAGAACUGAUGUGACCAGAACACUCACAACGCCUUCUGCAUCGUGCUCGUAUAAACUCCUUGUGAGAUCUAGCAGAUCUUCAAAAUCCAGGUGA